AUGAGCCAGAUCAACAUCGAAUCCCAGCUACGAUAUUUCCAAGACCAGAAGUACCCAACUGUAGAACAGACGGUCAGCAACAACGCCUCAGUUCUCUAUAAACGAAAGAAGUUCUUUCUCGAAGAUUUACGCCAGACAGUACAGUAUCUUGGAUUUAUCCUAUUGGCGAUUGUCUAUUUAAGAGAUUUAUCGAUGGUUCAAUUAGGUAUGAGAGCAUUCUCCCAGUUUUCCAUUUCUAAUCCGUUUCCUACAGCACACAACAUUUUACUUUCAGACGAAAACAAACGGGCCAUAUCCAAAUUUUUGCUUGUUGGAAUUAUUAUGGGGAAUGGCCUUUGUAUUAUAAUCCAUAUAUUGUUUGGAAGGUAUUCAAAAAGUCCGUAUCCUGACGGAUAUUUGUAUGGUGGGCUCACAGUUCAAUUUAUAGGUGAAAGAAUACCAUAUUCGACAUGGGAGCUACUUGCUCUUGAUGUACUCGUACUUGGUGUUCAAUUGGUGUUCCACAGUCUAAUGUGUGAAACCAGAGAUUCCGAAGUGCUCGAGCUGAAGAAACUUGAAGUCAACUUCUCAGAUGGAGAAACCAUAGAUAAAGCUUAUAUAGAGAGCGAUGGCUACAACGGCAAUGUCUACUUGUUGACUAUAGACUUUCUCAAGACUUCUAGAAAGGUUCUCAGCUAUGUGGAUGUACUAAACACGAAUAUGGGGCAGGCCCCAGUGGUCCCACCUCCAGGGGCGUAUCCAGAGGAAUAG
This is a messenger RNA of Scheffersomyces stipitis CBS 6054, 750 nucleotides long. RefSeq lists its product as uncharacterized. Bases 1 to 750 code for a protein of 249 amino acids. Gene Ontology annotation, cellular component: Dsc E3 ubiquitin ligase complex. Gene Ontology annotation, biological process: SREBP signaling pathway; protein processing. The record is from RefSeq and is a predicted model, not a curated record. The transcript has a single exon. Lineage: Eukaryota; Fungi; Ascomycota; Pichiomycetes; Serinales; Debaryomycetaceae.